AGCUGUCUUUGGCGGCAGGUCCCUGAGCAGAAGGCAGCAAGUUUGUCUGCAGGAACUGGUGAGCCUUUAAAGAUGUGGAAAGCAGUUGUGGGACACAACGUGUCGGUAAAAGUGGAGGCUGAGGGAGACGACUGGGACACGGACCCUGAUUUUGUGAACGACAUCUCCGAGCGGGAGCAGCGCUGGGGAGCCAAAACCGUCGAGGGCUCCGGCCGCGCCGGGCACAUCGACAUCCAUCAGCUGAGGAGCAAGGUAUCAGAGGAACACGAGGUCAUCAAGAAGAAGGAGCUGGAGACCGGCCCCAAGGCAUCCUAUGGCUAUGGGGGCAAAUUUGGAACAGAGCAAGACCGAAUGGAUAAGUGCGCAGUAGGACAUGAGUACGUUGCUGAUGUUGGGAAGCACUCCUCCCAGACAGAUGCAGCCCAGGGCUUUGGCGGCAAGUUUGGAGUCCAGCGGGACCGAGCAGACAAGUCAGCACUGGGCUUUGAAUACAAGGGUGAGGUGGAGAAACACUCGUCCCAGAAAGAUUACUCCAAGGGCUUUGGUGGCCGUUACGGAGUGGAAAGGGACAAGGUGGACAAAGCAGCUGUGGGAUUUGACUACAAGAGCCAGGCAGAGAAGCAUGACUCUCAGAAAGAUUAUUCUAUGGGCUUUGGUGGGAAGUUUGGGGUCCAGCGGGAUCGUCAGGACAAGAAUGCCCUUGGCUGGGACCAUCAGGAAGAAGUGCAACCGCACGCAUCUCAAAGAGACUAUGCCAAGGGGUUUGGAGGCCGUUAUGGGGUCCAGAAGGAUAGAGUGGAUAAGAGUGCUGCUGGCUUUGAUGAGAUGGCAGCUCCUACCUCCUCCUAUGAGAAAACGAGACCCCUGGAAGCAGGAGCUUCCAGUGGCACCAGCAGCCUGCGGUCGCGGUUUGAACACAUGGCCAAAUCGGCGGAGGAGGAGAGCAGAAGGCAGGCAGAGGAGGAGCGGGUGAGGCGGCAGGCCCGGGAGCACCGCGCAGCUCGGCAGCAGCAGGAAAUCCCUCCAAGAGAGAAGGAGCACACUGGGGCAGUCCCUCCAGCCACGACAGCGAGGGUCCCCAGGAGCACUGCUGGGGACCAGCCCGUGUCACCAGGAGAGCAGGAGGCCAAAAGGGAGGAUGAGGAAGUACCACCCACUUUGCCACCAAGGCCAGCAGAUCUGGAUGCAGAGCUGUGCAAGGUCCCCAGCGAGGACCAGCACACCUACAGUACAAGUUUGGAUGUUGGUGGAGAAUAUGAGGAGCUGCCAGAGCCCUCUGACUACUGUGACAUUACCAGUGGAGGUGCUGACUAUGAGGAGCUGCCAGCUCCGCUGGGAAAGCUGGAUACCACCUAUGACUUUGGAGGAGAUGAAGGUGAAGACUAUGAGGUGAUCCUUCCUCAGGAGCCCAGACAGAGCCAGCCCCACCUGGGGAGCAUGGACAGUGCUUUCGAGGAGCAGAGCCCCGGGAUCUGUGCAGUGGCUCUCUACGAUUACCAAGGAGAUGGAGAUGAUGAGAUUUCUUUUGAUCCCGAUGACAGAAUCACGCACAUUGAGAUGGUGGAUGAAGGCUGGUGGCGGGGACAGUGCCACGGCAGAGUCGGCCUCUUCCCAGCAAAUUAUGUGAAGCUUCUGCAAUGAAGCGUGCACACUGCAAGCUGCUUCCUUCCAAACUUUUGCCUCUCUUG
Molecule: messenger RNA, 1688 nt
Organism: Hirundo rustica (Barn swallow)
Lineage: Eukaryota; Metazoa; Chordata; Aves; Passeriformes; Hirundinidae
Product: hematopoietic lineage cell-specific protein-like
Exons: 15
Coding region: 73-1641 (522 amino acids)
Biological process (GO): regulation of actin filament polymerization
Cellular component (GO): site of polarized growth; actin filament; plasma membrane
Molecular function (GO): actin filament binding
Source: RefSeq, a predicted model, not a curated record